AUGAGUCCUUCUGAGUUGGAGGAGUCUUGUUGGGUACAACAAGUGAGUCUCGUAGAUGAAACAAGCUUUCAAGGAUCCAAACCUUCUUGUUAUGACAUCAACAAGCAACUAGCUCUAGGGUUUCAGCUUUCAUGGAUCCAAAGCUUUGACAAAAUAGAAGGGAUUCGACAAAUUUGUCGCCUCAAUGAAAAGUCCAACAAAGUUAGCUGUAGUUAUUAUUUUUCUACAUGCAUAUUUAGAGAAACGUUCAGACCAAAUGAAAGAAAUCAAAAGUGUGACUCGUCCGAAAUAUUUUUGAGCAAUGUUAUGUUUUGCACAAAAUAUUACUUAUGCGAUAUAGGAAGGUACAUAUAUAUUGGUUAAUAUUUUGACUGGUCUUGAAGCAUUGGAUCGGUAGCUAAUUACAAGAGGUAUGUUGUAUUUAAUUUUUUUUUAUUUUCAAUAUUUUACAAUCUUGAAUGACAAUUGUAUUACUUUAGUGGAUUUUGAAUAUGUUAGAUAUUCAUCCGUAGUGAAGUAGGUUCUGAGAAUUCUGUGUGCUGCGGUGAUAACGGAAGAUUGAGAACUUGCAUGUCUUAGUGAAGUAGGUUCUGAGAAUUUUGUGUGCUGCGGUGAUAUAUGGAUGAAAACCUGUGUGUUGUUUGAUUUGAUUGACAUGUUGGUGUUGAAUGUGACAGAUGACUAGGCUAGUAAAUUAGGGGAUAUGUUGUCCGAUUUUCCAUAGAUGGUGACAUGUUGGCUUUUCUCUUUUUCUUCUAUUUUCAGUGCAAGAUGUGUAUUUUACUAUAUUAUAAUUUUCAUGUAAUAUGCUUUUUUUGUAACCUAUUUUUUUGUUAAAUUUCCAUGUAGUAUAUUUCUGUUAAUUGAUGUUGUGCUUUGCUUAGAUUAUGUUGUG
Messenger RNA from Humulus lupulus (European hop), 895 nucleotides. RefSeq lists its product as uncharacterized. The transcript has 4 exons. The coding region runs from base 1 to 363 and encodes 120 amino acids. Lineage: Eukaryota; Viridiplantae; Streptophyta; Magnoliopsida; Rosales; Cannabaceae. The record is from RefSeq and is a predicted model, not a curated record.